Molecule: messenger RNA, 3787 nt
Organism: Cyprinodon tularosa
Lineage: Eukaryota; Metazoa; Chordata; Actinopteri; Cyprinodontiformes; Cyprinodontidae
Product: ATP-citrate synthase
Exons: 30
Coding region: 187-3552 (1121 amino acids)
Biological process (GO): acetyl-CoA biosynthetic process; citrate metabolic process; fatty acid biosynthetic process
Cellular component (GO): cytosol
Molecular function (GO): ATP citrate synthase activity
Source: RefSeq, a predicted model, not a curated record
UAAUCGGUGGGCAGAUUAUGGUGCGACAGGAGGAGAGUGAGGCGGUUAGAGCUGCUAGCUGAAACUGUCUCCGGCUAUAAGGCGAACUGACAGGAAAAGCUGCCUUAGUUGGUCCAGAGGCUUGAAUCCUUCACUCCAAAGAGGUGUAACGUUUAUUCACAAGGUCCUCUGCUGUCCGACGAUACGAUGUCUGCGAAAGCCAUAUCAGAGCAGACGGGGAAGGAGUUCCUGUACAAAUACAUUUCCACAUCAGCUCCUGUUCAGAACAGUUUACGCUAUGCUAACGUAACCCCAGAGACCGACUGGGCCCGUCUCACACAGGAACACCCAUGGCUGCUGACUGAGCGGCUGGUGGUGAAGCCGGAUCAGCUGAUUAAACGGCGUGGGAAGCUGGGACUGGUGGGCAUCAACCUGGACCUCCAGGGAGUCAAAGAAUGGCUGAAAGGUCACCUUAUGAAAGAAACCACAGUGGGAAGGGCAAAAGGUGUGUUGAGGAACUUCCUUAUUGAGCCAUUUGUUCCACACGCACAGGAUGAAGAGUUUUAUGUGUGCAUCUACGCCACACGUGAGGGUGACCAGGUACUUUUCCACCACGAAGGUGGAGUGGAGGUGGGUGAUGUGGACUCCAAGGCCCAGAAGCUGAUGGUUGCCGUGAACGACAAACUGAGUGACGCCCAAGUCAAAGAGCAGCUCCUCACACACGUUCCUGAUGAGAAGAAGGAGGUCUUAGCCAAUUUUAUUGUGGGGCUCUUCAACUUGUAUGAGGACCUCUACUUCACCUACCUGGAGAUCAACCCACUUGUGCUUACGAAGGAUGGAGUGUACAUCCUCGACAUGGCAGCCAAGAUUGACGCUACAGCAGAUUUUAUCUGCAAGGCCAAGUGGGGUGAUGUGGAAUUUCCUCCACCGUUUGGCAGAGAGGCUUAUCCAGAGGAAGCCUACAUCGCAGAUCUGGAUGCAAAGAGUGGUGCUAGUCUGAAGCUGACCCUGCUGAACCCACAAGGCAGGAUCUGGACUAUGGUGGCUGGAGGAGGUGCCUCAGUGGUCUACAGCGACACAAUCUGUGACCUGGGGGGUGUGGAUGAGCUGGCAAACUAUGGAGAGUAUUCUGGUGCACCGAGUGAACAGCAGACCUACGAUUACGCAAAAACUAUCCUGUCUCUAAUGACGCGUGAGAAACAUCCUCAAGGAAAAGUGCUGAUCAUAGGAGGAAGUAUUGCAAACUUCACCAACGUAGCAGCUACCUUCAAGGGCAUCGUCAGGGCCAUUAAAGAUUACCAAGGUCCUCUAAAGGAGCAUGAGGUCACCAUAUUUGUGCGGCGAGGUGGACCCAACUAUCAGGAAGGCCUGAGGGUGAUGGGGGAAGUAGGAAAAACAACAGGCAUUCCUAUUUAUGUGUUUGGAACUGAGACCCACAUGACGGCCAUCGUUGGUAUGGCGUUGGGCCACCGAGAAAUCCCCAAUCUGCCUCCAGUGGCCGCCCACACUGCCAACUUUCUCCUCAAUGCCAGCAACAGUGCAGCGACUCCAGCUUCAACUAGAACGGCUUCGUUCUCUGAACCUAAAACUACAAAUGACGUCAUCCCGCCUAAGAAGUCAAAAGCAGGUCUUCCACCAGAGUCUCUUCAUUCUUUACUUUGGCCUCUGAAGAAUGUGGUCACAGGUGAUUGGAAAGAAGCUCAAGCUUCUUCGUGCAGCAGUGGAGCCAAAGCAACCACACUGUUCAGCAAACACACCAAGGCCAUCGUCUGGGGAAUGCAGACACGUGCCGUGCAGGGCAUGCUGGAUUUUGACUACGUGUGCUCGCGAGACCAACCCUCUGUGGCGGCCAUUGUGUACCCUUUUACUGGAGAUCAUAAGCAGAAGUUCUAUUGGGGCCACAAAGAGAUCCUGCUGCCCGUCUACAAGAACAUGGCUGAUGCCAUGAAAAAGCACCCCGAGGUCGACGUCAUGAUCAGCUUCGCUUCACUGCGUUCAGCUUACGACAGCACACUGGAGGCCAUGCAGUACCCACAGGUUCAUACCAUUGCCAUCAUAGCCGAGGGCAUCCCAGAGGCUCAGACCAGGAAGCUGAUAAAGAUUGCCGAUGAGAAAGGCGUCACCAUCAUCGGACCUGCAACGGUUGGAGGGAUCAAGCCAGGUUGUUUUAAGAUUGGUAACACAGGCGGCAUGCUAGACAACAUCCUGGCGUCCAAACUGUACCGUCCAGGCAGCGUGGCGUAUGUGUCGCGAUCUGGAGGCAUGUCCAACGAACUAAACAACAUCAUCUCCCGCACCACUGAUGGCGUCUAUGAAGGUGUAGCCAUCGGAGGAGACAGAUAUCCAGGUACCACUUUCAUGGACCAUGUUCUUCGCUACCAAGACACUCCAGGGAUUAAGAUGAUAGUGGUGCUUGGAGAGAUCGGAGGCACAGAUGAGUACAAAAUCUGCCAGGGAAUCAAAGAGGGAAGGAUCACCAAACCCGUCGUCUGCUGGUGUAUUGGAACAUGCGCCACAAUGUUUGCCUCAGAGGUUCAGUUUGGCCAUGCAGGAGCCUGUGCCCACCAGGCCUCAGAGACGGCGGUGGCCAAGAACCAGGCGUUGAGGGAAGCUGGAGCUUUUGUGCCAAAGAGUUUUGAUGAGCUGGGGGAUGUCAUCAAGUCUGUUUAUGACGAACUGGUGGCCAAAGGCGUAAUCAUUCCUGCUCAGGAAGUUCCUCCUCCAACUGUACCUAUGGAUUAUUCCUGGGCUCGGGAGUUGGGUCUGAUUCGUAAACCAGCCUCCUUCAUGACGAGUAUCUGUGACGAGCGAGGCCAGGAGCUCAUCUACGCUGGCAUGGCGAUCACAGAGGUGUUCAAAGAGGAGAUGGGUAUAGGAGGAGUACUGGGUCUGCUCUGGUUCCAGCGCAGGUUGCCACGCUAUGCCUGCCAGUUCAUCGAGAUGUGUCUGAUGGUAACUGCCGAUCACGGACCUGCCGUUUCCGGUGCUCACAACACAAUCGUCUGUGCCCGUGCUGGCAAAGACCUGAUCUCCAGCCUCACGUCCGGCCUGCUUACCAUCGGGGACCGCUUUGGAGGCGCUCUGGAUGCUGCAGCAAAGCAGUUCAGCAAGGCGUUUGACAGCGGCAUGCUGCCCAUGGACUUUGUUAACAAGAUGAAGAAGGAUGGAAAGCUGAUCAUGGGCAUUGGGCACAGGGUCAAAUCAAUCAAUAAUCCAGACAUGAGAGUGCAGAUACUGAAGGACUUUGUUAAGCAACACUUUCCAUCAACCCAGCUGCUAGACUACGCCCUAGAAGUGGAGAAGAUCACAACAUCCAAGAAACCCAACUUGAUCCUAAACGUAGACGGUUUUAUUGGUGUUUCCUUUGUGGACCUGCUUAGAACCUGCGGAGGCUUCACACGGGAUGAAGCAGACGAGUUUGUGGAAAUCGGCGCUCUGAAUGGAAUCUUUGUUCUGGGACGUAGUAUGGGCUUUAUCGGGCAUUACCUGGAUCAGAAGAGGCUGAAACAGGGUCUCUACCGCCAUCCGUGGGAUGACAUCUCCUAUGUGCUCCCUGAACACAUGUCCAUGUAAACAUGUUAACUUGAAGGGGUCUCUGCUUGGAAGCUUGGUCUGUGUUAACGGCGGCCGUCUCCUGUAAUGACAGCUGCUGUCAUGGUACUCACUGUUUCAGAGAUCCUGUUAGACUUUUUCAUUUUACUUUUUCAGAAGGGAAAAAAGGGGAAGGAUAUUUUAAGAUUUAGUUUUUGAUGAGAUAUUUUACAAAUUUAGACAUGUAACUUAUUAAUUAUUUUUUUUGGGGGGGGGG